CAGAGAUAUAAAUUGACCCACCCAACAACAGUUGUUGCUGUAAGUUCUUGCAAAGUGACACAUAAACGUCUGUCUGUGAGAGUCGGCUUGGUCAUACUCUUCAUGUUUUUGUUCUUCACAUCUCAAAGACUCAACUUACAAUGCGUGAGUGUAUCUCAGUCCACGUGGGCCAGGCUGGAGUCCAGAUUGGCAAUGCCUGCUGGGAGCUCUACUGUCUGGAGCAUGGGAUUCAGCCGGACGGACAGAUGCCCAGUCACAAAGCCAUUGGCGGAAAAGAUGAUUCCUUCAACACCUUCUUCAGUGAGACUGGAGCUGGGAAGCAUGUCCCCAGAGCUGUGUUUGUGGACCUAGAGCCCACAGUCAUUGAUGAGGUGCGCUCUGGAACCUACCGCCAGCUGUUCCACCCUGAGCAGCUCAUCACUGGUAAGGAGGAUGCGGCCAACAACUACGCCCGUGGACACUACACCAUUGGCAAGGAGAUUAUUGACCUGGUGCUGGACAGGAUGCGCAAACUGGCUGACCAGUGCACAGGCCUUCAGGGCUUCCUGGUCUUCCACAGCUUUGGAGGUGGAACUGGCUCUGGUUUCACCUCCCUGCUGAUGGAGCGCCUGUCUGUUGACUACGGCAAGAAGUCCAAGCUGGAGUUCUCCAUCUACCCAGCUCCCCAGGUGUCCACAGCUGUGGUGGAGCCCUACAACUCCAUCCUGACCACCCACACCACCCUGGAGCACUCUGACUGUGCCUUCAUGGUGGACAAUGAGGCCAUCUUUGAUAUCUGCCGUAGGAACCUCGACAUUGAGCGUCCUAGCUACACCAACCUCAACAGGCUCAUUAGUCAAAUAGUUUCCUCCAUCACCGCUUCCCUUCGUUUUGAUGGUGCCCUCAAUGUUGAUCUGACAGAGUUCCAGACCAACUUGGUGCCCUAUCCCCGUAUCCAUUUCCCUCUGGCCACCUAUGCUCCAGUUAUCUCAGCAGAGAAGGCUUACCACGAGCAAUUAACUGUAUCUGAAAUCACCAACGCCUGCUUUGAGCCUGCCAAUCAGAUGGUUAAAUGUGACCCUCGCCAUGGAAAGUACAUGGCCUGCUGCCUUCUGUACCGUGGUGAUGUGGUGCCCAAAGAUGUAAAUGCUGCCAUUGCCACCAUCAAGACCAAAAGGUCUAUCCAGUUUGUUGACUGGUGCCCAACUGGUUUCAAGGUUGGAAUCAACUACCAGCCCCCCACUGUGGUCCCUGGUGGAGACCUGGCCAAGGUCCAGAGGGCUGUGUGCAUGCUGAGCAACACCACGGCUAUUGCUGAGGCCUGGGCUCGGCUUGACCACAAGUUUGACCUGAUGUAUGCUAAACGUGCCUUUGUGCACUGGUAUGUGGGUGAGGGCAUGGAGGAGGGAGAGUUCUCUGAGGCCAGAGAGGACAUGGCAGCUCUGGAGAAGGAUUAUGAGGAGGUGGGGGCUGAUAGCGUGGAAGGAGAAGAGGAAGGAGAAGAAUACUAGUAAUACAUUGGGUGUUCAUCUCCAUAACUGUCCAAAGUAUUGACUAUUUCCAUCUAUAUUUGCUCUAAUGUAUAAAUUACAAAAAGAAGAAUCAGCAAUAUAUAAUUAAAUCCAAUCAAGUUAAAUGAACUAAGUCUGGAUUUUUCUGUACUUUGUGACACUAUACUUAACCUAACUGAAGUGUGUUUGCAGUUAGUAAUAUAGUGUAGUAGGAGGCCCUCUAAUGUUUGCACUAGCACAUUGGCUCAUGGCCCUUCUGGGUGUUGUGCUUUUUGUCCUGAAGGAGUUUCCGUACUGGUGGAGACAUGUUUUUUGGCUAGAGGGCAGUAUUCUGUAACACUUGAAUCUUUUUUAGAUCUUUUAUCCUGGAUUCAGAGGUUAACACAGUAACUCAUGAAAUGAGUAGUAGCUUGUCAAGAUCACAACCUGCAGGCUACUCAUUGAUGAAUACCUACCUGCAGUAGUUUCAAUAAAGCACAAACUGACCACACAGAGGGCACCUGUACCACACCAGAGACUUCUGCAAGUUCCUGAGUUUCAGACUAGAGACAUUCUUUCCACACAAUCUGAUUGAGUGGUUUGGCAUUCCAGGUGAGGUGGUAAUAGUGAUGACACCACCAUUUUUUCACCGUGUAUUUGCCUUUUGUGCUUUUCUUUCACUCUGAAUCUAUGAGCUUUACACAAAGUGCUGUAAUGUGGACGGCUUGACAGUUGCCCGUCUGACAACCCAAGUCUAAAAUAGGGCCUGGUAUUCAUAGCCUGUCAUGGGGGAGAUCUGUCAAGCUGGCAGACAGGUGGGAUUUAAAAAUACUGUUAUUGUUCAUUUGUUACUGGUCUAGACCAAAAGAUAUGGCAGAUUAAAAUAAAUCUAGAAUACGUCCUAAUUAACCUAAUUAAAUGGAAUAGCUAAAGUAAAAAUACUUCCAGUAAUAACACUACAAAAUGGUUUUGUAUAUGAAAAAAUGCCAAAUCACAUACCAGAGUUGUAAAAUUGAUUUAUUGUUUUACAUUUAGUCAUUUAAACCUACACAUGAAAUGACAUCCAAAAUUCAUGGGCUCCAGUGACAAAACAAAAUGGCCUGUAACUUGGAGUGAAACUAACAUGUUAUGACUACUUCAUAGUACAUAACAACCAGGAACUAUGUUGGAUAUUGUAUUAUUCAACAAAAAUGAUUAACUUUACAUUUUCGGGAAAACACGUUGUUAUUGUGUGGGAAAGCUUCUUUACAUGAGGCUGUGUCUGCAUUAAAAUACAUCACCAGUGGGGUGAGCAGGGCCUUCAUUCUGUCUUUACUAUCUCAUCAACAGAGAUUGAGUUCAUGAAUUCUUCAUUAGCCUAUUAUGCAGAACGGAAAACAAUAAUUUGGAUGUAGGAACAAUAAACAUACUAAUCAUGUUUUAGAAAAGCACAUUCUGAGUGCUCUCGAUAUGUGUGUAAGACCUGGAGUUCCACUAUAUCAAACUACAUUUUCCCCCAUCACGCAAACUUGAGGUAAUUGACUUUAUAGGAUAAUAAAUAAAGUAUGUGUAGUUGGAUAUUGUUUUUCACAAAUAAUAUUAUAACAGAGCAUUUUGAUUGGUUUGAAAAGCUGUGUACUUCAAAAAUGUACAAAAAAACACACAAAGUGAUCACAUGCAUACAAAAGUUGAGAAAAAAAAUGAUUAUUUGGUUUAUUGAAGCAUAACCUAUUUUUUAUCCAAUAGUAUCCAUGCUAUUGAGAAUCUCACAGACCAUAAACAGCAAAAAUGCUCUCAAACUAAUCCAUUAUCCUAACAAUCUUUGCAUAGUCAUAUAUACUGUCUAUAAUCCCAUAUAUUCAGCACCAUCUCUGAAAUCAACAAUGUACAUCCACUCCCAAUCCAUGUCCUUUAACUGAAGUAUUGAAGUUCUCAUUUCAAUCAUCCGCUUCCAAGGCAAAACAUACAGAUCUCUUUGUCAAUCUGAUUCACUCAAUCAGGUGUUUUCCUUAUGUGCUCACAAACAGACAGCAGUAGAUUAAAAUGUUGUUCAUACACAACAGAAACACAACAGAGACUAAAUGGAGGGACACUCCAAGUCUACAUAA
Molecule: messenger RNA, 3556 nt
Organism: Hypomesus transpacificus
Lineage: Eukaryota; Metazoa; Chordata; Actinopteri; Osmeriformes; Osmeridae
Product: tubulin alpha chain-like
Exons: 4
Coding region: 141-1490 (449 amino acids)
Biological process (GO): mitotic cell cycle; microtubule cytoskeleton organization
Cellular component (GO): microtubule; cytoplasm
Molecular function (GO): structural constituent of cytoskeleton; GTP binding
Source: RefSeq, a predicted model, not a curated record